This is a messenger RNA of Staurois parvus, 477 nucleotides long. The record is from the annotation of a GenBank genome assembly. NCBI's taxonomy places the organism in Eukaryota, Metazoa, Chordata, Amphibia, Anura, Ranidae.
CAUUCCUUUGUGUGGGUGGUGCGGCUGCAGGUAUUUGUGCGGGUCCUUUAUUCCUCUGUGUGGGUGCUGCGGUUGCAGGUAUUUGUGCGGGUCCCCCAUUCCUCUGUGUGGGUGCUACGGUUGCAGGUAUUUGUGGGGGUCCCCCAUUCCCCUGUGUGGGUGGUGCGGCUUCAGGUAUUUGUGGGGGUCCCCCAUUCCCCUGUGUGGGUGCUGCGGCUGCAGGUAUUUGUGCGGGUCCCCCAUUCCUCUGUGUGGGUGGUGCGGUUGCAGGUAUUUGUGCGGGUCCCCCAUUCCUCUGUGUGGGUGGUGCGGCUGCAGGUAUUUGUGCGGGUCCCCCAUUCCUCUGUGUGGGUGCUACGGUUGCAGGUAUUUGUGGGGGUCCCCCAUUCCUCUGUGUGGGUGCUGGCAGGUAUUUGUGCGGGUCCCCCAUUCCUCUGUGUGGGUGGUGCGGCUGCAGGUAUUUGUGGGGUCCCCCAU